Messenger RNA from Callithrix jacchus (white-tufted-ear marmoset), 10892 nucleotides. RefSeq names its product BDP1 general transcription factor IIIB subunit (gene BDP1). Gene Ontology annotation, molecular function: TFIIIC-class transcription factor complex binding. Gene Ontology annotation, cellular component: transcription factor TFIIIB complex. The record is from RefSeq and is a predicted model, not a curated record. Gene Ontology annotation, biological process: RNA polymerase III preinitiation complex assembly. NCBI's taxonomy places the organism in Eukaryota, Metazoa, Chordata, Mammalia, Primates, Cebidae.
CGCUGCCCUGUGAGGGCGGGGGAGCUGGGAGGAGAGAGAAUUUUGGCCGUCAGUGUGUGGCAGGGUCAUGAAAAAGCGGCGGCGGCGGGAGAGAGGAGGAGGUGGCGGUUGGGGAGUGAAACUGCGGUAGCUGCCCGCUGUGCUGGUGGUGGGGCUUUGUGGGGAGGGCGUAGUUCCUAACACCUUUUCCGGGCAGCCGCCGGGGCUCGGGGCUGUGAGCGGCCGUCAGGCUGCCUCCCCGGGCCCCCUGGCUCCGCCAUGUUUCGCAGGGCACGCCUUAGCGUGAAGCCGAAUGUCCGGCCUAGUGUGGGCGCCAGGGGCUCCGCCGCUCCCAAUCCCCAGCGUGGGCAGGAGUCUCCCAGGCCGCCGGAGCCUGCCACGGACUCUUCUUCUAAGCCAGCGGAGCCCACGGAUGUGUCCGCCGUCCAUUUCAAUGGAGCGGAGCCCCAAGAAAAGGCUCCUAGGAUCAGUACUGAAAAGACUGCUAGUGACAAUGAUGUUAAAGAAUCCAGUAAAUCUUCCUCUACUGUUUCACAGAGAAGAAAGCGAGUAUCAAGUACUUCUCCUUUGGUUAAGUCUAGUGUCAGUGUUUCUUCAGAAUCCCAUCCCUUAUCUACUGUUAAUCAAGAGGCUCCACAGCCAAUUGCCACUCCGACAAAAGAGAAACAGCCGUGCUCAGAUAGAUACCGAAUAUACAAAGCCCGGAAACUGAGGGAAAUGUUAAAAGAAGAAUUGAGAAAAGAGAAGAAACAAUGGAAAAACAAAUAUGCUAUAAAUGAAAGUCAGAGGCCACCAGAUCGUUCAAAAAUGACUAUGAGAGACUUCAUAUAUUAUCUACCAGAUAAUAAUCCAAUGACCUCUUCACUGGAACCGGAAAAGAAAACCGAAAAGCCAUUGACUUCAGUCCAGAAAAAAGAGCAGGAAGGUAAGAGAACUCCUAAUGCUGAAGAUAAUGAAAUGGAAGAAGAGACAGAUGAUGGGGCAUUACUGGUUCCUCGAGUAAAAGUGGCAGAAGAUGGUUCUAUUAUUUUGGAUGAAGAAAGUUUAACUGUAGAAGUUUUAAGAACAAAAGGCCCUUGUGUUGUUGAAGAAAAUGACCCCAUAUUUGAGCGAGGUUCUACAACUACAUACUCCAGCUUUAGGAAAAACUAUUACUCUAAACCAUGGUCAAAUAAAGAAACAGAUAUGUUUUUUUUAGCCAUCAGCAUGGUGGGAACUGACUUUUCUAUGAUCGGACAGCUUUUCCCUCACAGAGCAAGGAUAGAAAUUAAGAAUAAAUUUAAACGUGAAGAGAAAACAAAUGGAUGGAGAAUAGACAAAGCAUUCCAGGAAAAGCGCCCUUUUGACUUCGAUUUUUUUGCUCAUUUGCUUCAGAAAGUUCUUGCUGAAGAAGAGAAAAGAAAACAAAAAUCUGUUAAAAAUCAUAGUUUAAAGGAGAAGAAAUCCACUAAACCACGGAAAAAUGUAAAAGUCAAAAAAGUUGCCUGUGAAGGAGUGAAUGAUGAUCCAGAUGAGUCUAUGAGUUCUAGAGUUUCAGACACAGAAAGAUCUCAGGAUGCUCAGACAGUUGAAGAAGAGUCUCUGACUUUAUCAGGGGAGGAUGCAGAACAGGUUGCAUUAGAAGUAGACCUAAAUCAAAAGAAACGAAGAAGGAAGAAUCAAGAUAAGGCUAAUGAACUGGAAGUAAACAAUCUUUUAGAAAAUGCCACUGUUCAGGCGGGUCCUUCUAAAGGAAAAAAACAAAAGAAUAAAUGUCAGUCUGUAAGGCCUGAGGUAAAGGAAGGCGAAUGUAGUAAGGAGCAGAUGCCUUCCAUAAAUGGCAUUGUGAGUUCUGCCUCCAGUGAAAAAGUUGAGAAAAGAACUGACCCCAUCCUUUCAUUAAGUAAUCAACAAGAUGUCAUAGCAGUAGCAACUGAGGCUUCAGAAUCAAGCACUCCAGAUUUGCCUUCAUUAGAAGUUGGAAUUAGAGCAUUGUGUGAGGUGAAUAAUGCUGUGGGUAGCUAUAGAGAAGAAAGAAAUAUUGACCUAAAAGAAAAGUCACUGGAAAUUGAUCAAACAGAAAAUGUUAAACCGAUGUUGAGAGGUCACUUCCAGAGACCUAAACCCAAUUUGUCAAGGGCUGGGAAGAAAUCAGUUCUUUCAGAAGGCAAAACAGAGGCAGAGAGCAAGAAUUCACACUCAGAAAUUUCUGUUGAAAAGAACCACAUGGAAAAGGAUAAAAUGAAUACUUUGGACAUUCUGAGAAUGGAGACUACAGAGAGAGAGACUCCAGAAGCUGAAACUGUAUCUAUUGUGGGUGAAAAAAAGUGUCUGCAGGAAGGUAAUCAACUAAAGGCGUUCAGACCUGCACAAGUGAGGGGCCGAUUGCAAAAGCCAAAGCCAAAUGUAGGUAAAGCUGCUAAAAGAAAAGAAAUUCUCAUAUCACAGCAAGAAAUUGGGGCCAAUGUAGAAAUGAAUGAAAAUGAAUCCUGUGUUGAUAGAGAUGAAAAGAAUCAAAAUGAAUCCUGUGUUGGUAGAGAUACUUCUCAACACAUGGAAGAUCAAUCGUGUAAAGAUUUUGAAGAGGAAGAUGUCAUAUCUGAGAAAAAUGAUUCUUUGCAAAACGUGCAGCCAGAUGAGCCCAAAGUUCUUAAUGAAUGUCCAAGCGUUCAAGAGAAUAAUAAAGCAAAUAAACGUGACCAAGUCUCAAUUCUAAGGACUCGAUUUCAGAAACCAAAGCCAAACAUAGGAAGAAGAACUGGAAGAAGAGAAAUUUCUUCAAAGGAAGAGGUACUAGAGAAGAUUGCUGUCUCUGGGGAAAUGACAGCAGCAUUGAGAGAAACUAUAACACCAAAUACCUCACCAAGGGAGAUGGUAGCAGAAGGUAUUAGUACUACUAAAGAAAUGCAGUCAGAUUUAAAAGAAUCUGGAAGAAGAGCCAUUUCUCCCAGGGAGAAGACUGUAGAUGUGAUUGAUGUCAUCAUGAAAAUGGAGACAGGUUUGAAAGCAGCUGGAAGGGAGAUUUCCCCAAAGGACAAGACACCAGAGAUGAUUGAUACCACUAAGGAUGUAGACAAAGAUUUGGAAGAAACUGGAGGAAGAGAAAUAUUCCUAGAGGAAAAUGUCCCAGAGGAAGUCAAGCCUAUAGGUGAAAUGGAGACAGAUUUGAAAGCAACUGGAAGAGAGAGUUCCUCAAGGGAGAAGACACCAGAGGUGAUUGAUGCCACUAAGGAAAUAGACAAAGAUUUGGAAGAAACUGGAAGAAGAGAAAUAUCCCCACAGGAAAAAGGCCUAGAGGAGGUCAAGCCUUUAGGUGAAAUGGAGACAGAUUUGAAAGCAACUGGAAGGGAGAUUUCCCCAAGGAAGAAGACACCUGAGGUGAUUGAUGCCACUAAGGAAAUAGACAUAGAUUUGGAAGAAACUGAAAGAGAAAUAUCUCCACAGGAAAAAGGCCCAGAGGAAGUCAAGCCUAUAGGUGAAAUGGAGACAGAUUUGAAAGAAGUUAGAGAAGAAAUUUCCCAAAGGGAAAAGGGGCUAGUAGAGAUCAGUGCUGUAAGGGAAAGGGAGAUUGAUUUGAAAGAAACCGGAAAAAAAGGCAUUUCCAUGAUGGAGAAAGUAUCAGGAGAUAUGGCUGCCAUUGAAGAAAUGGAGGCAGAUUUGAAAGAAACUGGAAUAGAAAAUUUUAGAGAGAGUGGAUCUGAAGAGAUCUGUGUUACUGAGGAAACGGUGGCAGAAUUGAAAAAAACUGGAAAAACAGACAUUUCUCCAAGGGAAAGUGAGCUAGAGGAGACCAGUACCUCAAGACAAACUGAGACACAUUUAAUGCAGAGUGGUAGCAGUGACUGCAGUGCUAUGCCUUCACUAGAUAUUAAAAACAUCAGCAGCGAAGUACUGUCGAUGAUGCAUACACCUGUAGAAGAAAAAAGAAGUCCUGAAAAAGAAGUAUCAAGUAGCUUAAGUCAUUUCAAGGUUUCUUCACAGACUCAUGAAUCUGAUAAAACCAAAGUCCAGGGGCUUCGAUCUCCAGAUGUUUCAGAGCAGUUUUCAGAUAUUAAUUUAAGCAAAUCUCUUCCUCAAGAACAGAAGCCACUUGAAAUUAAACCAGCACCUUUUGUGAGAAGUCGAUUCAAAAGACCAAAACCAAACUUAGCAAGGGCAGCUUUGAAGAGAGAGACUACAGAAUCAGAAACAUGUCUAUCUGGGAAGAAAUCAGAAACCAAGAAAAUGAAGACUAUUGUGAUGCAAGAGAAUAAUGAACAACCUGAUACUGUCCCUUUUCAAUAUGAUGAAACUUCCCUAAUGAUAUCAAGAGAAAAAGACACAUCAGGUCACAGGAAUGAGGAAGCUGUGAUAUUGCCAUGUAUACAGACUGAAAAUAACCUUUCACCUUCAAAUUCUUGUGAACCUAAAGAGGACUCUCAGUCAGCACAAGCCCAGGAAAAUGACUUCGUUGUUUCUGUGGGGACUAAUAAUAUAAACACUUCCCAGCAAGAAAUGAAGGAAAGUGUCAUUCCACCUGCUCGACCAGUAAGAGGCCGACUUCAGAGACCGAGACCAAAUGUAAGAAAGACAGGACAAAGGCAAAUAGUAGAAAAAAGUGAUGCCAAAGGCAUAAUUAAGGAAGAAAGAACAAUAUUACAAAGGGAUGAAAGUGAAAAGAAAGUGUUAAUUGUGUCAAAUUCUCAAAUUGAAACAGAAAUUGAAAUUCCAUCCUCCACAGUUUCAGAAUACAGAAUGUAUGAAAAUCAAAGUCAGGUGGUUCUUGUAGAAAACCUUCAUGUUAACAAAACAAAUAAAACAUUCAGCCAUGAAAAUAAACCGUAUGUUCCUAGUCCAGUACAAAUGACAAGAAGGAAAUUUCAAAAGGCUAAGCCAAAUUUGGCAAGAGCACAAAGCAAGAAAGAGGAACCAGUUUUAGAAAAAGGUGCAACAGAUCAGAGCAAGGCAGGCAAGCCAGAAGAUCAUUUGCUGCAGAAAGGAGAUUCCAACACCCAGUUCCUUCUAAAAGAAAAAACUGAGCUGCUGACAUCUCUGGAGGUUUCAGCAAGAAAAGAUUAUGUAGGUUCUAAAGAGUCUGCUUUGGCAAAACUAGAUGCUGAAUUAGAAGUUGGACCAUCAAGAAGGGUUGGAGAGGAAACUGUAGGAGAUAAUUCAGUAUCUUCAGUUGUUCAAGAGCAGCUCAAUAAACUAACAAGCUGUCCACAACCGUUAAAAGAAUCAAAUUACUCAAAAAUUGCCCCAGAUGGGAAAGCCACUAUCUCUUCUGCAUCAGAGUAUGAGAGAAAUCAUGGUGAAAGGAGGAUGCCUAGAAAGAUCAAACCAAAUGUCACCAGAGGUCGUGGAUCUAAACGAGUUCGGGGUAAGAACUCUAAGAAGGAACCUAGAGCUCCCAAGGCCAUGCUGGUGACUCUUCGGGCUUCCCAGGAAGAAGAAGAUGAUGCUGAUGAUUUCGAGUCUGACUAUGAAGAAGAAAGCUAUCAUCUUGCUCCUGAAGAAGUAAACAAAGCUCCAGUGUUUGUACCUGUUGGUCUCAGAUCUCCGGAACCUGUUUCUGCUCAGAUUGAGGAAACAAUGGAAGAGCUUGAAAUAACCGUGAAUGUCCGAGAUGUAGGAUCCAUAGCUGUUGUUGAACAUCAGCUCCCAAACACAGAUGUGACUACUGAAGAAAUGAAACAAGAAGAGAAUUUGAAUGCACCAUCAUUUGAAAUGACCACAGGUGAACAUAUCCAAGAUGAACCAGGUACCAAUGAUGGAAGCACUGAAGCUGCAAUAACUUUACUUACAAUGGGAGAUCUAGUAUUGCAGUCAGAGAUCAGUACUGAACAGGAUGAUGUAGGAGUAUGCAUACUUCCUCAUGUUCAUUCAAAGGAUAAAAGCCAUAUUCCUUUUAGCCUAGAAAAUGUAAAUCACAGAAUUGUUCAUGAAUGUCAGGAGCUUUCUUCACCUGUCAUUACUACAUCUCUUCCAUCAUUUGAAGAAGACAAGAUUGUGUUGGAGGAGCAAAGUUCCAGAAAAGAAAUUAGUUUAAUGGAGAACCUAAAGGAGAAUGCUACACCAACCAGGAAUACAACUUCUAAAGUGACCAGUAAUUCGAGAUUAAGUAGAUUUGCCAAGCCUAAACCACAUCUUGAGAAGAUUUUAGGGACCAACAGGUUAGACGAUUAUCAGGAAGUUUCCAGUUUGUGUGUAACCAAAGGGGAAGAACUGGAAGCUCAAAGAGAAACAGAGAAAAAUGCUUCCAAAGCAACAGAAUUGGAAGAUAAAAACCUUGGACCAGUUACAACAGCAGAGAAUAAUGAGCAGAGCAAAUUGGCGUUUGUACCUGGUAUCAAAGGGACCAGUAUUCCUCAAGAAGUAAACCUAACUGAAAGAAAUGAAAAUCAAGACGAGAGUUCUCAAGAGGUUCACAUGUUGUCAGUUGCUCCAAUUGCUUCCUCUGAGACAGGGCCCCGCACACUUGGUUUGGAUAGGGGUCUUGGUGAAAAUUCUGUUGAAGAGCCCCAGAUAAAGGACUCUAAAGGAGACAGUGUACUUACACUUCCUGUGCCAGAGUAUACACCAACGAGUAUUCCAGAAGUCCAACAAGAGAAUGUAAUCAAUCCUCAAGACCUAACAGUGAAUCUAGUUGCUAAUAUAUCUCAAGAUGGAGAAGAUGAACAAGCAUUUAUUUUAACUCUGGUGGAAAUCCCAACCAAUGCAGUAGAAGAAUUUACUGAUGCCGCUGCACAGUUAAUGCCAAACCCUUUACUGCCAGCUCCCAUAUUGGUCAAAUCAGUGACUACUGAAGAAAGGGGUGAUGUGAGUAUUUGUUUACCAACAACUUCAGUUGGUCAGGAUGCCAUGGGUUUAUCUAUUACUGGAAGAGGUGAUUCUAAAAAGCCUUCUGAUAAUUUGGAUCUUGUAUCCAGGAAGAGAUUUCAUUGCAGGCUUGAUGAAAAUGACCACAUUCCUCCUGCCAAAAAAUGUUUUCUCACUUUCAGAGAUGAUUGCCAAGAAUAUACUUCUGAGGUGCACUCAAAGGAAUUAACAAGUGUUGUUAAGGAAACAGGGGAGUCUCCCAAGGGACAAGAUAUUUUUCCUACCUCAGGAAGCACACUGACAACUCCAGAACAUCAAAAAGAGCAAGUUGAACCAGAUUUUCAGAGUAUAGUAUCUAGAUCUCCUGAUAGAUGCAUAGAGAAGAAUGUGCCUCAGUUACCUCAGAAUGAAAUGUUUGUGUCUGAUAAGGAAGAAAGAACUGAUGCUGCUCCUAAGUCUGAGCAAAUGGAUAAAACAUCAUCUUCAAAAGCCCCACUAUCCAGACCUGGCAGAAGACCCCUGGGAUUUUUGUCUUUAAUAUGUUCAAAGAAUAGUUUGGAGUCUGAUGAACCUACUCAGUUUCAUAAUAAAAAACGGCUAAAGCCUCUUAUACCUGCAUUAAGGCAGAAAUUUAAAAGAUCCAAUCCAGUCAAUGAAAGCCAGAAAAAAAAUGGAGAGUCCUCUGAUCCACUUCCAUCUCCAAGUGUUAUUAAUACUCAAUCUGAGAAUAUUAGCAGUUCAGCAACUAAGGUUUCUUGUGAUCAGCCCUUACUGAAAGGAUAUAAAAGUGGCCAAAAGUGGGCCCCUGAAGGGGAGCCAACCACAGUCUCUGAAUAUUUCUUCAAUGAUAUCUUCAUUGAAGUGGAUGAAACAGAAUGAAACAAUCUUUUGUCUUUUUCUUUUUAAAAUUAAGUCUAGGAUUUCCAGAGUCAGUUACAUCAACAAAACAGUAUUAGAGCAAAACAUCACUAUUUUUCUUUAGGUUGAUUUUGAAUAUUUAAUGAGCUUGAUUUGAAGCUUUUAUAAUCAGUGGAAAACAUUUCUGAGGUUCCUUUCAUUCUGAUUGUUUCAGCAUUUUGCAAAUAGCAAGCGAUUAAGACUGCUUUCUCAGACAGAAAUAAUAACUCUUGUUUACAUUUUGACUCUUCCUGUGCUAAGCACACAUGGACAUUUGGGAAUGUUGUGGAUAUGUCUCUAUAUAAACUGCAGUGCAGGCAGAUUUGGGGGUUGAUUGUAUCAUAUUUAACACUUAGCAACUUCUUUUUUCUUUUUUAAAUUUUUUAUUUUUAUUUAUUUUUUUUCACUUAGAAAUUUCUUCUGUGAAUUUUUUUUUUUUUUAAUUUUUAGGGGGAAAUGAUGAAGGAUGAAGGCCUUUUCAGUUGCUUCUAAGUACAGUCAUGUAUCGCAUAAUGAUGUUUAAGUCAGUGAUGGACCACACAUACGACAGUGGUCCCAUACAAUUAAAAUGGAGAAAAAAAUUCCUAUCACCUACUGACAUUAUAGCCAUCAUAACACAGUGCAUUGCAUUUUUAUGUUUAGGUAUGUUUAGACAGACAGACACUUACUAUUGUGUUACAGCUGCCUACAGUAUUCAGCAUAGUGACAUACUAUGUUAGAGGUUUGUAACAUACGAUCACCUAACAAGGCAUUUCUUAGAACAUAUAGUUAAGGGACACAUGACUGUAUAUGAAAACAAAUUGUCAGACUCCAGUUUAGUAUGGUAAAUGUUAAAAAACAUUUUCAUUAUCAGCUGUUUGUCUGACUGAAAAAUACAUAUUUUUCUAAUUCAUAGUGAUGUAACAUUAGUCCUAAUUGAAAAAUUAGUAUUUAAACAUAAUUAUUUAUAAAGAUGACACAUCAAAGAGCUUAUUUAUUUUUAAAUUUUUACUUAAAAGCUUAUUCCAUUUUAGCUCUUUUUACCCUCGGAUUGUAGAUAGAGAAGGCAUUAACAAAUUUGUUUGUUUCUUCUUUCUCUUUAAUUUUAAAGAUAUUUAAAAUGAUAUAACUAAAAAUGGUUGGCUAGUUAUAUGUUUUGAAUACCUUUUUUUCCCUCAGUUUAGUAUAUUGAUUUUGUACUGUGAAAUUUUCUGUUUUUCUUAUUUCUUGGAUAAUCAGGAUUUUCAUGAGGGUAAGGGAACUCAACUUUAUUUAUGAGACAAAUUUCCAUAAAGAACUCAAUCUCCUCUAUACACACACAGACAUAUAUUAGUUUUUUAAAAGCCAAUUUCUUAAUAGUUUUUUUCCCAUUAAAUUCUCAAGAAACACUUAGAUCGGCUGGUUGUGGUGGCUCACGCCUGUAAUCCCAGCACUUUGGGAGGCAGAGGCGGGCGAAUCACCUGAGGUCAGGAGUUCCAGACCAGCCUGACCAAUAUGGAGAAACCUCGUUUCUACUACUAAAAAUACAAAAUUAGCCAGGCGUGGUGGCACAUUCCUGUAAUCCCAGCUACUCGGGAGGCUGAAGCAGGAGAAUCGCUUGAAUCCGGGAGGCGGAGGUUGCGGUGAGCCAAAAUUACGCCAUUGCACUCCAGCCUGGGCAACAAGAGCAAAACUGUCUCAAAAAAAUAAAAAAAAAAAGAAAAGAAAAGAAAGAAACACUUAGAUAUUUAAGCACGGAAAAGAAAAGAAAGAAACACUUAGAUCUUUAAGCACGGAACGUAAUUGUGAUGUUAAAAACAGAAAAUAAGACUUUAUGAAGUUAGCUAUUAUCCAUAUAAAUUUAAGGUUUUUUUAAAUUUCAAGAUUUGAUGAUUUACAGAUGUAAUUCUAUUAUCCACCCAAGCAGAUUGAACAGCAAAUUUAUUUUGAUUUUAUUUGAAAAACCUCUUGGAUUGAUAAUAUAUUAGUUCAGGAGUUGGAAACUUUCUGUAAACUAUUUUGGGCAUGCAGGCCAGGUGGUCUCUCUGGCAGCUGCUCAGCUCUGCAAUUUCAGUGUGAAAGAAGCCAUAGGCAGUAUUUGAAUGAAGUCCUGUGGCUGAAUUGGCCUUUGAGUUUGACCCCUACCCCAAAUUUUCUUACCUAAGGUGCUGAUGUCUAUAUGUAUGAAUUAUUUGUCACUGAAGUUAUGAAUUGUGCCUAAAAGUUAAAACUGUGUCGUUUGUAUUAUGUAAUGACCAGUAUUUCAAUUGAAAAGAUAUUUUAGAGUCUAGAUAAUUAUGUUUUAAUUGAAAAAAUGGUGGCCAGUUUUUAAAUCCCUUAAUAGAAGAGAAUUAUAUCUCAGCAGGUGUAAUAGUAAUGCUAAUUUAUUGAAACUACUGCUGUUAGAGCUCUUCUUUAUUGACUUUUGAUGAAAUUUGCAGCUUAACAUUUUGUCUGAGACAAGGCUAUAUGAUUCUGAGUGGAAAUUGUCUUUAAGUAGGCAUUUGUUUCAUGAUUAAUAUGUCACAGAAAUCAUGGUAGAAAAUCACAUUGCUAUUUUAAUGUCCUGUUUUUGUAAGUUUUUAAAAUUCAUAUUCUGAAAAGAUGUCAUUCUCUUAGUGUUAGCUUGGGAGUUAGAUUCCCAUGAUUAAUUAUUACUUAUCCUUGUGUAAUAUGAAUUUUUAACUUUAUUAUCUGUCUCUCUUUAAUCUAUAAUAAGCUAGUUUUAUGGAAGGUAGAAUUUCUUACUAUAUAAAGAAUACAGGGACUCAUUGUAUUAGAGAAUCAAGUCAGCCAGCUAAAUUAUCCUAUUGGUAUAGCCUUAAACCUAAUUUUGGAAAAGAGAAAGUUAAUCAGCGUAUUUACCUUAUAUGGUAGAAAGAACUGUAUUAGGUCUGAUUCAUGUAAAGAAGAUGUUGCAAAGAAUUUUUUAAUUAAUCUUAAAGGAGAUAUGAUUAAAGGUUUUUAUCUUGACUUUUUCUCCUGAACACUUACAUCUUAGCAAGUGAUCAACAUGAGGGUUUGAACACCUAAUUGUUGGUAAAUGGUUGAGGCAUGACAAAAAUAUUAAUAUCCACUGUUUACCAUCAUGUUAUUUGAAACAAAAGUGACCUGUAUACUAUCUUGCUUGAAGAAGUCUUUGACAAAAAAAAAAGCAAUAUCAUGUCAUUUAUAAAUUUUCUUGUUCUAAAGAAAGCAGUUUUAUAUAUAUAUAUAUAUACACAUAUAUAAAUUAUGUAAAUAAAAGUUAUUUUAUACCA